ACCCCGCGAGGAGUCAUGGUCAUGGCUUCCCGGCGCUGUGUGCUGGCAGUCCUGCUGCUGCAGCUCUGCUGCUCUGGUGGGUUCGGCGGGAAGGUCCUCGUGUGGCCCUGUGACAUGAGCCACUGGCUCAACACCAAGUGCAUCCUGGAGGAGCUCACCAGGAGGGGCCAUGAAGUGACGGUGCUGACCCAGCCCCAGACCACUCUCCUUGAUUACCAGGCACCUUCUCCACUAAAAUUUGAGAUUGUGGUGUUUUCUCUGGGGUCAAUUGUCCAAAAUCUUACAGAAGAAAAAAGUAAUCUCAUUGCUUCAGCCUUGGCCCAGAUUCCACAGAAGGUUUUGUGGCGACACAAAGGGAAGAAGCCAGCCACAUUAGGAGCCAAUACUCAGCUCUAUGAUUGGAUACCCCAGAAUGACCUUCUCGGUCAUCCAAAAACCAAAGCUUUCAUCACCCAUGGUGGAAUGAAUGGGGUCUAUGAAGCUAUUUAUCAUGGGGUCCCCAUGGUGGGAAUUCCACUAUCUUGUGAUCAGCCUGAUAACAUUGCUCGCAUGAAGGCCAAAGGUGCAGCCGUGGAGGUGAACUUGAACACAAUGACGAGUGCAGAUUUGCUCAGGGCUUUGCGAACAGUCAUUAAUGACCCUUAUUAUAAGGAGAAUGCUAUGAAAUUAUCAGGAAUUCACCAUGACCAGCCAAUGAAGCCCCUGGAUCGAGCAGUCUUCUGGAUCGAGUUCGUCAUGCGCCAUGGAGGAGCCCAGCACCUGCGGGCUGCAGUCCAUGACCUCAGCUGGGCCCAGUACCACUCCCUGGACGUGAUUGGCUUCCUGCUGGCCUGCGGGGCAGCUGUGAUGUUCCUCCUCACAAAGUGCUGUCUGCUCUGCUACCGGAAGUUUGCUGCCCCGAGGAAGAAGGGGAAGCAGGACUAGCUGGGUCCCAGAACUGAAGCUGGGAUCUUCACCUGUGGGUCCCCCAGGUGAAUGCCAGCAAGAGGGGCGUUA
Otolemur garnettii (small-eared galago) is the source of this 996-nucleotide messenger RNA. Its product is annotated as UDP-glucuronosyltransferase 2A3-like. Lineage: Eukaryota; Metazoa; Chordata; Mammalia; Primates; Galagidae. The record is from RefSeq and is a predicted model, not a curated record. Bases 16 to 924 code for a protein of 302 amino acids. Gene Ontology annotation, molecular function: UDP-glycosyltransferase activity. The transcript has 5 exons.